Messenger RNA from Monopterus albus (swamp eel), 1690 nucleotides. It is a transcript of the gene fgf11a, whose product is annotated as fibroblast growth factor 11a. The record is from RefSeq and is a predicted model, not a curated record. The coding region runs from base 1 to 750 and encodes 249 amino acids. NCBI's taxonomy places the organism in Eukaryota, Metazoa, Chordata, Actinopteri, Synbranchiformes, Synbranchidae. The transcript is spliced from 5 exons. Gene Ontology annotation, molecular function: growth factor activity.
AUGGCCGCUCUCGCCAGCUCCCUCAUUCGCCAGCGCAGGGAGGUCAAGGACCCCCAAGCAAACCGGCAGAUUGCCAGCAAACGCAAGCCCUGCCCAAAGAGCAACAAGUCGCUUUGCCAGAAACAAAUCCUUAUAUUAAUAUCAAAGGUUCGACUAUGUGGCAGUCGAGGGAGGAAAACGGACAAAAGACCAGAGCCCCAGCUGAAGGGCAUCGUCACCCGGCUCUACUGCAGACACGGUUUCUACCUUCAAAUGCUACCAGAUGGCACCUUGGAAGGCACAAAGGACGAAAGCAGCUCCUUUUUGCAGUUCAACUUGAUUCCUGUGGGGCUCAGGAUAGUGGCCAUCCAGAGCACCAAGACAAGGCUCUACGUUGCCAUGAACAGCGAGGGCUACCUCUAUACUUCGGAACACUUCACACCAGAGUGCAAGUUUAAGGAGUGUGUGUUUGAGAACUACUACGUCACCUACUCGUCCAUCCUGUACAGACAGACCCAGUCGGGUCGGGCCUGGUACAUUGGUAUCAACCGGGACGGACAGGUCAUGAAAGGGAACCGCGUUAAGAAGACCAAGGGAGCUGCUCACUUCCUGCCCAAACUCAUCGAAGUGGCCAUGUACAGAGAGCCCUCUCUACAUGAAGUUGCUCAGCUGGGUCCACCCAGGAAAACAGCCAAGACCUCCAAUGACUCCCCUAUGCUCCCGAACGGCAAGAAGGACCCUCAAUCCAAAACCAAAACCUCCACAUCCUAGCGCUCAGAAACAAUGGGGGGAGGAGGGGUGGAGAACAUGGGGCACUGGACACCAGCAGACACCUGAACAGGGUUGUUAGGGUUACCCCACCACCACCACCACCGGCUGCCUGCAACACUGACCCCACGAGAACUCUGUGCUGGUGUAAAGUUAAAGAAAAGCAGCAGGUCAGAGCAGAGUGGAGUUGGCCAAUGGGAAUCCCUUUUACCUUCACAGACCCCCCCCAUACACACCAGCCCUUCACCUUUUUAUUUAAUAAUCUCUGUGAGUAACAGAGCCUGUGAUAUUAAAGCAAUAACUACAUGAGGAGGUGAACAGUUGCCUAUUGUCAUAGCACGUCACCAUAAAGUUUAACCAGUUGGAAGGAAAUCCCUCACGUCUUUUUUCCUUCAUCAGCAACAUCCUUCCAGUCAGCUAAAGUUUCUCUGGUUUUACUACAACAGGAGCAAUGGUUCAAUCUGUCUCUGCAGCACAUAAAGUAUGUUACAGAUGGCUGUAUUAUUUCCCUGAAGGGUUCCAUGCUAAUGUUAGCCUGACACAGCCAUGCUGAUGUGAGGCUGUCACCGAAACCCUUGCAGACUUUUGUUCUGCAGCCAUCUGCUCAGUCCACAUCUUCUGUGUGUCAGCAACUGUGCAAGAUCGCCUGCAUACUUGUCAGCCCCGUUUGUUUGCAUUGUAUGUGUAUGUGUGCAUAUUCCCAUGUUCUUCAAUUCACCUUUGGCAUGAUUUGAUUAGUUUGAGACAUCAACUCAAUUUUCCACUCAGCGGCACAAGCAAACCCCUUCCAUCCUCUUUGGCUCUGUUAAUAGAGUCUGGGGCUGAUCAGAAUCUUUUGACCCUUAAACGAGGGGCCAAAAGCUCCCCCGGCAGACCACAUAAUCACACACUCAUUAUUACAAUGACAAGGGAGUUUUUCCUCCCCACUGUCGCCAAGUGCUUG